AUGGCCGCUAGUUUUAUCCAAUUCUGCGCCACGUGUGAGAACCAGAUCACCAUUCCAGACAACGCGAUCCUCUAUUGCAGCACCAGGUGCCGGAACGCAGAUACCCUAAAGCCGAUUGCACUCUCACUCCAAACCCUGUCAUCCUUCACAUAUCCCAAGAUAACCCCGUGUUAUCGCCCAUCGACGCGUCCAAAACCACCAGCCAAAAUGGCAACUGCACAGAAAGCCCCCUCCCUCUCCAUCUCACCGCCCACCCAGUGUUCCGAAACCCAAAAGGUCACAGUCAACGGGAAGCUCACCCCGUCCUCCGACGAGACGACGCCCAGACCCGACAGUCGCCGCACCAAGCGCUCCAUCGAGUCCACGGCCGCGUACCGUUUUCUCCUGCAGUUCCAGCGCAACGCGGAUGGGGGCAGUAGUGCCGAUAACGCCUCUUGUUCCGCAAGUAUUCCGUCCAGGACCUCGUCUCCGUCUCUGACGAGCGCGAGCAGCGAUUUUGAUAUGGAGAGGCCCGCCGGUAAGGAUGAUGUUUUGUCUCUGCCGUCUCUGAGUACGUCGGCGGCGACGGAGACGGUGAAUGGAUCGUUGGAGACCAAGUACUCUGUGUCUGCAGCGGCCAUGGGGAAGAAUGUUGGGCAGCGGACGGAGCCGAAGAUUUAUCAAGGCAAGUCUGUUUGA
Molecule: messenger RNA, 678 nt
Organism: Uncinocarpus reesii 1704
Lineage: Eukaryota; Fungi; Ascomycota; Eurotiomycetes; Onygenales; Onygenaceae
Exons: 3
Coding region: 1-678 (225 amino acids)
Source: RefSeq, a predicted model, not a curated record